AUGGCCGCUCAAGUUCUUGCUCUCAGGAAGCAACAUGAAACGCCCCUCAGCAUGACUGCGCUAGCUGGGUCGGCUAUGCGGUAUUCUCAAAAAGACCUGUCGUUGAGGGGCCCCUGCAUCGUAUAUGCUAUCCAUAGAGUGGUUGUAAUGGCUGUGCCGGGGGAAGCAGGCGAUGCGGAGCUAGCACUGCGGUUACACCAGGAGCUCAGUGGGUUGCCAACACGGAGGCGGCGAAGUCCAAGCCAGAGGGACGGGAACUGCGAUAGCCCUUCGGCAGACGUCUCCCCCAGCGGGUCGGGAGCCCCAUUGGAAUCCAUUUUCAAAAAACCAAGGCUAGAAGUCAACGACAGUGCUCAAGCAGGGUCUCUGUCAAGUGAUGGGGAGCCAACUAAUGGUGGCGAGGACGAAGAGCCCCUUCCGGAGCGAGGGUCCGGAACCUGGAUUACAAGAAGGCAAAGAUCCCCUGUCAUUCCGGAUUCGGCUCAAGUCGGAUGGGUCAAAAAGAGCUGCUCGGAACCCUCUGCACCAUCUAACGCUGCCCCGCUCCAAGGAGCUGACAGGGGCAAGCCCUCCGAGGCGGAGCCCAAUCUUGGGUCUGCCCCUCCUGACCUGGAGCAAGAGGCUGCUGCCAGAGUCCGGAAGGCUCUAGCAGUAUACAACCAUGAGAGGCUGCACCAAGUAGUCAAGGAAGAGGAACGGGUCAAAGCAGACGGCGGCACGAAGCGCCCAGAUCUGAAAACCCUGCAAGCUAUGAGGAAGAGGAAGCAGAUUCUACAUGAUGGGAAGAAGGUCAUUGGGCACUUCCCUGGGGUCAAAGUUGGAGAUUCAUUCUACGAGCGGGCCCAACUCUCAGCUCUCAGGCUUCACACCCCACCAGUGGCGGGCAUUGACACCCUCGCAGCAGAUAAGAGUCCCUAUGGAACCAGCAUUGCCACGUCCAUUGUUUUAGCAGGAGGCUAUGAAGAUGACGUGGACAAGGGGGAAACCUUUACCUACACAGGCGCCGGAGGCAACAACAUUAAAGGCAAUCGUCGACAAGGUGAUCAUCAAAAAUUGGAGGGCGUGAACCAGGCUCUGGCAAACAGUGGGCGGCUUGGUGUACCCGUUCGUGUUUUCCGGGGUUUUGAGGAAACGAGUGGCAACACGAAAGUGAGAGUCUUCACCUACGACGGGUUGUACCUGUGCGUGAAUAACUGGAUACAAAGGGGGAUCUCAGGGUUCGACGUGGUGAAGUUCGAGAUGCAGCGGCAAGGAGGUCAACCCCCGCUUUCUUCGCAACAAGUCUACUUCGUUGGCCAACGCGGUUCACUCCCGAAGACAAUGAAGGCUGCCGAUCGGCCGGGACUCAUUUCAACCGACAUCUCGGGAGGGAGAGACACCAUACCCGUGUGUAUGGUUAACGACCUCGACAAGGAGGACGCAGUUGGAGCCCCCGCUUUUGAGUACAUCGCACGGAUGGAUCACCGGCAAGAAGAGGGCCCCGCCUGCAAGUGCACUAACCCGGGAGACUGCUCGGAUCCAAACAAGUGCGCUUGCGCCCGGCGGAACGACUUCGGCUUUCCCUACGUCGAGGGGGGGCGUCUACAACAAACGGGGCAAGGGGUGGUUUACGAGUGCGGGCCAAGCUGCGGCUGUGGAGAUAACUGCCCUAGUCGGGUCGUUCAAAAGGGCUUGUCUCAUCGCCUCGAGGUCUUCAAAACUCGCAACAGAGGGUUUGGAGUCCGUUCCUGGGACUUCAUCCAAGUCGGAAGUUUCAUCUGCGAGUAUACGGGCCAGAUCCUGACAGACGCACAAGCCCACGAGUGCGACGACGACUCGUACUUGUUCAACAUUGAUCCCACCACCGACGGCUUCGUGGGAGAAGAGUUUGGCGCCGAAGCAAGCAUCUCGAAGCUUCCACAGGUGGAGUACAGCAUCGACGCUUUACGCGCGGGGAAUGUGGCUCGCUUUGUGAAUCACAGUUGCACACCAAAUGCGGUUGUACAGUCCGUCCUGUUUGAUCACCAUAACCCCAGCUUGAGCCACAUUGCCCUGUUUGCGUACGACAACAUCCCUCCUGGUCGAGAGAUAACGUACGAUUACAACUACAAAGUCGGUACAGUGAUAGGAGUGGAUAACGAGGAAAAAGUGUUGGAUUGCCUUUGCGGCAACAAGCCGCCUAUCUGCAAAGGUAGACUUUACUAAUCAUUCUGUAAGUGAGUGUGUAAAUUCAAACUACAGUAGGUUUAACCAACAGUUGUGAGAAAGAACAAAGUUUGAUGUGUGUCCACCUCGACCACCUCACUGAUGUCCAGGUAACGAAAGUUAACCAUCUCAAGUGAUUUCGUUUUAAGUUUCUUAAGAUCAGAGGGCC
Messenger RNA from Klebsormidium nitens, 2353 nucleotides. The record is from the annotation of a GenBank genome assembly. NCBI's taxonomy places the organism in Eukaryota, Viridiplantae, Streptophyta, Klebsormidiophyceae, Klebsormidiales, Klebsormidiaceae.